CCGGCGUCACCGCGCCAUGAAGUGGCUCUGCGCUUUGCUCCCUGUGGCCUGGCUUCAAGGUGUAGCCUACGCGAGAGUGUUGCGCGCCCUUGGUGACAAAGGCGCCCAGCCCACGUUGCCAGCAAUACCAGUCGGCAACGAUGAUGACGAGUACUACCUUGAGGACACGGGCGAGAAGGAGUACUAUUACUACGAUCAGGACGAAUACUACGAAUACUUUCAGGACAGGAAGCCCAUUGCGUCUUUGCGUAACCGUAGAAUGGAAAAGGCGAUCAGAAAACUGCGACGCCUUGCUCAAGCAGCGUCCGUGCAAGGAUGCAAUGAAACCGAACUUGUAAAUGCAAGAAAUUUGUGUGAAAGAAAAAUAACCUUGGCCAAAAAGAUUCGCAGCACGGGACCGUCUAACAAGAAAAUGCGGUCAAUCCACCGGAGAAGAGUUUGCAGGUUAGUGACUGCGUACGCUGAUUGCAUAUCAGCCAUAGCGCCCAAUGGCGAAUGCCCGGACAUUGCCUUCAAAUUGAAGACGGACGCGCAGCGGAGUGUCCACAUAGAAGGGUUUCAAGUGUGUCGUUCCUCGGGCACUGAGCCUAUAGUUUGGCUCUUCUUGGUUGCAGCUUGCAUCUACGUCCAAAGGCUGUGGCCAAAUUAA
Messenger RNA from Rhipicephalus sanguineus (brown dog tick), 649 nucleotides. RefSeq lists its product as uncharacterized. The coding region runs from base 17 to 649 and encodes 210 amino acids. The record is from RefSeq and is a predicted model, not a curated record. Lineage: Eukaryota; Metazoa; Arthropoda; Arachnida; Ixodida; Ixodidae. The transcript is spliced from 4 exons.